Messenger RNA from Fusarium pseudograminearum CS3096, 1944 nucleotides. RefSeq lists its product as uncharacterized. Lineage: Eukaryota; Fungi; Ascomycota; Sordariomycetes; Hypocreales; Nectriaceae. The record is from RefSeq and is a predicted model, not a curated record. The transcript has 2 exons. Gene Ontology annotation, cellular component: transcription factor TFIID complex. Gene Ontology annotation, biological process: DNA-templated transcription initiation. Bases 1 to 1944 code for a protein of 647 amino acids.
AUGGCCCAACCACAACCACAGACACAGCCUCAGACCCAGACGCAGGUUCAGGUGCCGCCUCGCGCCUUCUCUCCGCCGCAGCAUUCCCCGUCGCCCGCCGCGUCGCAGCCGACCUUUGCCCUCCCACCUCAGAAACGAGUUCGAACGGAAGGCCCUUCCUCUCAACCAGAAUCUCCCUAUGCUACAUCUCCCUAUGCUGCGAGCCCAGGCGCCACAGCAACGCCACCUGCUGCGACAGGAUCUCCUGCCUUUGCGCAAAGUCCUGCUCUACCACAGGCGUAUUCUACACCUUACACCAAUGGGCAUACGACGCCUGGCCUUAAUCUUCCAGACGUGCGACCGAAUUCGACGCCUCCGAUUCAACAGCCCCAACAACCGCAGACACCUGUGCCUCAAUACACGAAUGUAACGAUGACGCCUGUGCCACUUUCAGGUCCCGGUCAAUUGGCGGUUCCAACUCCUGGUCCAAGUGUGAUGGGUCCCCCACAGAGACCAGCUGAGCGACCGACAAAGGACUAUGAAUACGAUGUGACAGAUUCGCUUGCUGGUACGGGCAUCGAUCUUCGAGCUGAGGAGCAAUACAUGAAUGAUCUUUACGCGACCGGUUUCGAUGAAGCACGGACAGGAUUUGCUCACCAGCCACCUGGGCCCAAGUCAACAUUUUACGGUGCAGGUCCAGCAAAUCAACCUGCCCAACCCGUUCAAGACCAACAGCAGGAACAGUUUGCUGCACAGCAAGCAGAGAGGGCUUGGUCAGAGUCAUCGAUGCGACUUGCACUUCAGCGAACACAGGAAAUCAGUGAACCGUUUUUGCUGGUCGCCAUGCUGCAUCGACGUGCGGACAAGAUAGCACGAGAACACCAUUUGGGGCUGAACCUAGACCUGAAGAACAACAGUCAGACUAUGGGAAAGAUGAGACUUCCGGAACAGUUUGCUGCGCCAAAGGUGACUGUCAAGGUGACUCCAGGUCCAGAUUCGACCAUGGUUCACACGACAGGCUCAUACAUUCCGCACGAUGCUUAUCUGGUUGAUCAGCUAGCAUUAAUGUCGAUUGCUACGAAACAGAGACUCCGGGAAUUAGUCGAAGACGCGCAUUUGGUGGCAACGAACCGACAGAAGACGUCUCAUGGGGAUGUACCUGAAGAGUGGGUUCCAGCAGCUGCCCCUAUGAAUGCCGAGCCUCUAGAGCCCAUCGAGAAGCCAACCGACUCAAUCAAUGGUGUUGAGGCUACUGUGGAAAGCGCGGAUGGGGACAGCACAAAUCCGUUAAAACGCUCUAGCGACACAGCCGGGUUAACAAGCGGUGCACCUCCCGUUAAGUUACCUAAAGUAUCAUCUUACAUGACAACUACGAUGCGAGACCUUGCAAGACAGGAGCGUGACUGGGAGGAAGCACGACUUCGUAAACGACAAAAGCGCAAAGACGGAAUACCGGACUCUGGAAGCACAACUUCGCGUGCGGGCAGCGUGGCUCCCGGCACUCCCGGCACCGCGGCUCCGGAAGCCCCCAAGAGCAUGACUAAGAAGGAGAUCAAGAAGAACCAGCAGAUGAAAGCUGCUGAGAUCGAUAAUCAUCAGAGUCAGAACACAACCAGUAGUCUCUUUGCUGGUUUUGGAGGCAAGGGUGGUCUGUUUGGCAAGAAGAAAACAGGCAAGACGUACGACUGGAUGAACGUCGGACGCGGAGGCAGUGGAGCGAGCACACCAACCAGGAGCGCUCCAGGGCUUGGAAAAGGACCUGGAGGAGCCGGAGCGGCGCCGGCGCCAGCAAACAUGGCCAUGACCACUGAAGGACGCAACCGACUCGGCACAUGGAGGGAAGAUAAAGAAAAGGGGCGCAACAUUCAGCUGCGUGAUUGGGCUGCAGUACUAGAGAGAGAUGGACGAGAAGCCAAGGCACUUCAAAGAGCGUACCUGUACCUGGACGCCUCGAACCCCAAGUAA